Elaeis guineensis (African oil palm) is the source of this 2322-nucleotide messenger RNA. NCBI's taxonomy places the organism in Eukaryota, Viridiplantae, Streptophyta, Magnoliopsida, Arecales, Arecaceae. The record is from RefSeq and is a predicted model, not a curated record.
UCUCUCUCUCUCUCUCUCUCUCUCUCUCUCUAUAUCCUGGCCCCCUUUUUUUUCCCACCUAUAUUCUCUGAUCCACACCCAUGUAAGCUUGGACACUUGCUAAAAACUCUUUCCUAGCAUCAUUACCCAUCUUCUUUCGUGGAUUUCUUCAAAACAACCUUUUGAUCCCUCUUAUACCACCAAAUAUAUAUCCAUCUUCUUUUCUCCAUCUCUCUCUCUCUCUCUCUCCUCUCCUUUUCUUUCCCUUCCUCCUCAUCCAUGGAUUCUAGCAACAGUGGGAGCAUCCAAUCCUCAAGCAGCGGUGGCGACGAUGACUACGAGUCCCGGACCGAGGCCAUCUCCUCCUUCUUAAACCUCCCACCACCGCAACCACCACCACCUCCUCCUUCCUCUUCUCACCACCUCCACCAGCACCCGUCUCCUUCCUCCUUUAUCUCUCUAUCACCUUACCUCAGCGCCUUCCCUUCCACUCCCCCCGACCCCUACCCGCUCAGCCUCGACAUGCCAUGGGCUAAAUCUCUCCCCUCAUCAUCAUCACCAUCAGAUCCCGGUUGCACCAUCCUCGGUGGCUUAACCACCACCACCACCUCAUCAUCAUCAUCAUCAACAUCAUCAUCAUCGAAAACUAUGGCGAUCGGUGCACCCAGUCACGGUCCACAUUCAGGCGGCGCCAGCCUCAACCCCUCGUCGGUGCAACUACCGACCCAACCCACGCAACCGGCGGCCGCCACUCCCCGAGGCUCCAAGAAGCGGUCACGGGCGUCGCGGCGCGCACCGACCACCGUCCUCACGACCGACACAUCCAACUUCCGCGCCAUGGUGCAGGAGUUCACCGGCUUCCCUGCAGCACCCUUCAUCUCCUCCCCGUUCUCCCGCCCUCGCCUCGACCUCUUCCCUGCGACCGCCGCUGCUGCUCCGCCUUACCUACUAAGGCCCUUUGCUCAAAAGGGCCAAGCUCCCCUCUUUUCUCCUCUCUCUUCUUCUUCCUACUUCUCCUCCUCCUCCAGUGUUGCUGCUUCUAUUGCUAGAAGUACUAGUGUUGCUAAUGCAAACGCUGGUGCUCCAUCCGCAGCUUGUUCUAACUCAGGUUCGAGUAGUACCACUUCAUCUAGUAACUAUCAAUUGCCUUCUAUUGGUCUCCGACACCCAAAUCUACUAAAUAUGCAAAGCCCAAACUUCACCUUCCAAUCCCCCCUCCAACCUCUGACUACUGCCGAUCAUAAUUCAUCCACUAUGGCUGCCUUUGGAGGUGCUUCAGACUUCGCCACCGGGGGUCUAGGGAGCCUCAUCGCCAUGGAGGGCACGAAACUGAGCAGUCGAGAUGAUGGAUUCCCGGGCUGGGCUGGGGGCUCGGCAUCGGAGGGCAGGGAUCGAUCCCAGCUAAGGUCGGUCAUGGGAAAUUAUGGCAAUUUGCAGCUGGUUAGUAGUAGCCAUGCAGAGAAGGAGUCUGAGAGCAUGACAGCGGCUAGGGGUGAAGGUAGAGUGGAUUCAUGGAUUCUUUCUUCUGAUUAGAAGAUCUGUAUUGGAGGCAAAUUCGAAGGGAUCGAUGGAAGGGAAAGGAGGUGUCUGUGGAGAAGUUGAUCUUUGCUUCUGUUACGCUAUGAGACUAGUAGCUGUACGCAUCACACUGUCUAUUAGUAUGUGUAUGUGAAUUCUCCUGUGCUUUUCUUUUAAUCACUAUACACCUAAAAGGACAGGCUUUUGAUAAUUUUUAUCUUGGUUUCUUAUGUCUUUAUCAAACUAAGCUUGUCCAAAUCCUUCGUUGGCUUCUUGCAAGAUCUGAUCUCCCGAGGCAUUGGCCACAGAGCUACGAGCAGACAGCGAAGGGACUCCUGUUUACUGUAUCCAAACAACAGUUUGGUGUUGCAAUGGUAGAGACUUUGGGAUGUAGUGGGGUUUAUAACUAUGCGUUUCCUUUUCUAUCAGUGCUUAUGCUUCAAGAUAUGUAGUAGCAUGUCUGUUCGUGCUUUUGACUUGUGUGGUUAGGAGUGAUUGGUGGAGAGAUUUGGGGUUGGUUAGCCACCAAAGUAAUAAAUGAUAAAUAGCAGAAGCUUCUGAUGUGCUCUUACUUUGAAGCUUUUCUAAGGUUGCUAACUGAAGCACGAGAUUUCCCUGGGAAUAUAUAUUAACGCUGUAUAUCUCCUGAUCCAUUUAUGACAUGAGAUACCCGAAUUGUCAAAAAUAAGUCUGGAGAUUUGCUUGUACAUUUACACAUGUACCCCAAUCUUCUAGGUUCCACAGCUAGCAUAUGUACAUUUCUGGUCUAUGGUUGUGAAUGAUUGGUUAUCUAUUCAUCAGAGAAAUGAUCAGUUUAAUUUGUUA